AUGGCUUCUCCAAAAGGGGCCCCAAGCUCACAGCCUUUCCCGCUCGCGCAGCUCCUGAUCGUCGGAUUGUGCAGAUGUUCGCAGCCAUUCGCCAUCGCCUCCCUCCUCCCGUACCUUCCCUCCUACCUCGAAAACCUCUCCAUCCCCACUACAUCAAUCGCAACCUACCAAGGAGCUUUCCUCGCCACUCUAGGUAUCUGCGAAUCCACCUUCGCCAUCCCCUGGACCCGUCUCGCCGACCGCAUCGGCCGCAAGCCCGUCAUCGUCGCGACGCUAAUAACCCAACUCCUCGGGAACUUGGCCCUCGGCUUCUGCACGCAAACAUGGCAGGCUUUCGCUUGCAUGAUUGUCAUUGGCAUUUCGAAUGGCAAUGUUGCUGUUAUGAGGGCGAUUGUGGCGGAGAUGGUUACGGCCAAGGAGCAUCAGGCGAGGGCGUUCAGUUUUACGCCUAUGGCGAGUGCAGCUGGGACGUUGCUCGGGAGUCUGAGCGGUGGGUGGUUGAGUGGAGUUAGGCUGGGAAGCGGGUGGCCUGUGUUUGUGUUGCCGACUCUUGUUAGUGCAAUAGUGUUUCUACCGGCUGUUGGGUCGGCUAUCUUCAUGUUAGAGGAGACCGGCAGGGUGAAGCUAGGAUACGAGAAAGUGUCACUCAGCGCCUCAAAGGACAUUGACGACGAAGAAGACUCCGACUCAAUCGAGCUUGACGACGCUCAAAAGAAAGACCCGGACCUCGAAGACCAGAGACGACCCUCAACCCACGAAGACCGCCAACCCCCAACCAACCGCACGACCUUCUUCCAAAUCGUCCGCAACCCCUUCAUCUGGCUCAACGCCCUCGUAGCCCUCCACUCCGUCGGCUCAGACAACAUGCUGCCGCUCGUCCUGCAGUACCCCUCCUCCCGACCGACAACCACCUCCCCGCUCACCAGCCUCUUCACAACCACCUACGGCUACGGCACAACACCCCGCUUCACAGGCCUCCUCUUCUCCGCCGCCUGCGUCUCCGCCAUGGUCGUGUCGAGUACGAUUUACCCACGCCUCGCCAAGACGAAAUCGCAUUCCAAGAUCUUGCUGGGCACCCUCCUGGCGUACCCCCUAAUCUACUUCACUUUCCCCUUCACCCUUCUCCCCACCAGCCAACUCCUCUCGCUCAGCACGCUUACCCUGCUCUUCCUCCUGAAGGGAGGCGUCUUCAUCUGCGCUCUCCAGGCGAGUAUGAUCUGCCUCACCAACAGCGUUGAGAAGGAGAAUGUCGCAUUGGCGCAUGGGGUCAACUUCACGCUUGGGGGACUUGGUCGAGGACUGGGUAGUGCGCUUGUUGGGGGACUGUUUGAGAUUGGGCUGAGAUGGGGGGCAAUUGUUGUUCCGUUUUGGGGAUUGGCGGCUAUUAGUGGUGGUAUUGCGCUUGGGAGUUUGGUGGUGAAGGGGUUGCGGUGA
Messenger RNA from Zasmidium cellare ATCC 36951, 1434 nucleotides. RefSeq lists its product as uncharacterized. The record is from RefSeq and is a predicted model, not a curated record. The transcript has 3 exons. Bases 1 to 1434 code for a protein of 477 amino acids. Lineage: Eukaryota; Fungi; Ascomycota; Dothideomycetes; Mycosphaerellales; Mycosphaerellaceae. Gene Ontology annotation, molecular function: transmembrane transporter activity. Gene Ontology annotation, biological process: transmembrane transport.